This is a messenger RNA of Closterium sp. Naga37s-1, 11094 nucleotides long. The record is from the annotation of a GenBank genome assembly. Lineage: Eukaryota; Viridiplantae; Streptophyta; Zygnematophyceae; Desmidiales; Closteriaceae.
AUGUACGGAAAUAGAUUACUGUCGCAGUCGUCGGGGCUAAGACUGGCUGAGCUCUACGCAUUGGCGAUGCAGCAGAAACAGGAAACCCAUAGCGAUGGAAAUGGGGACAUGGGAGGUGGUCAAGGGGAUGAGGAACCCGAAAGACCAGCGGAUUUGUACAGUAAUGACCUUGGGUUCCGUGCGAGCGAGGCUGAUACGAGACCGGUAUCUUCUGGGCAGGUGCAUCAGGAGCCGAAGACUCUGGCGAGGCAACAACAGGUUUCCCUGCUUAUGCAGCAGUCGCAGCAGCAGUCGCAGUCGCAGUCGCAGGGGCAGUCACCGGCGCAUUCGCAGCAGCAUCGCCGUUCCCCUUCACCCUUCCUUCGCCAGGAGCCGCAAGGGGAUGCAUCGGUACAAGUCCAUGCGCAGCAGUCGGGCGGGCGGAAAUGCGGAGAAGGCGGAGCAGAGGCACCUGAACGGGCAGCCACCUCAGCAGCUGAACGGGUGGCACGAGUCGAUCAGACAGCAGGCGGUGCCGUUACAACAGCUGCAGCAGGAGGCAGAGCAGCGGCUGGGUUUCCCAGCACAGCCAGCAUUGGGGAGUCGGUUCCAGAGGCAGAUCGCAGGGCAUCAGGACGGACAGGAGGGGCAAAAGGGACAGGAGGGACAGGAGUGGCACGAGGGGCUGGAGGCGCAGGCUUAACAUCAGAGGCAUCAUUAGGCGGAGGAGCCACAGGGGGAGGCACAGGAGGAGCGGAAUUGUACAAAGAGGUGGAAAUGGUGGUGGACAGGGGACGGUCGCACCUGCUGUCCGAAGCAGCACGGGCGAAGCACGACGCAGCGAGGCUGAGAGCUGACGUGUGGCACAUGUGGCGGGAGGUGGCGAGAGCUAAAGAAGACGUGGCACGGGCGCGGGAAGAAGGGGCGAGAAUGGCAGAGAAAGCAGCAGGGUCGUUAGAGCAGGCAGCCGUUGCACUGGAGCUUGCUGCAGCCUGCGAACAUGCAGUGGGGGGUUGUGUGGGGAAAGAAGGGGAUGGGAGCGCUGGGAUUCGCGUGGUUGUAAGAAUUGAAAAUGCUGUGGGUGCAGGGUCGUUCGGGGGAGGUCCAGCAGGAACGGGAGCCACCUCCACUCCCUCGUCGGCAGCUUCCUCACCACGGUCCCUCCAUGCCGAGCCGUUUGGUUCGGCCGUACGUGGCUCGUCGGGUCGGGGUAACCGAUCCUUCCCGUCCGUUGUGCCUAUCCGGCUUCCCUCGCGGAUGACUGGCGCGCAGGCUUGGUCCCUGCCUCGCAGCGCCACCUGCACGCCAAACAAAACCUCUGCGUCAGCUUUGCCUCCCCCAUCCCCCAACACUCUCAGAAAAAAGCUAUCCAUCUGGAGUGUGGCAUCGGGUUCGUCUGCCGCUGCCACUGCCAGCGCUGCUGCGGCUGGAGCUGACGGCUCUGCUGGCAUGGGUGGUGCUGCCAGUGCUGCUGCUACCAGUGCAGCUGCUGACGCUGCUCCAGAGCCGGAUUCUCCUUUUGGAGGAUUCCCUUUAGGGUCAGGAAGCGGUGGUAGUGGUGUUGGGUUGGGGAGCGGCCCUGGGAGCAACAGCAGCAGGCCUGGUAGUGCCUCCAGUCGGCCCGGCAGUGGGAGAGUGAGAUUAGUUGCAGGGGGAGGUAGUGCCGGCAGUGGAGUCAUGGGGAGUGGCAGUGAGGGUGCGUUUCUAGCAUCCCAGCAGCAGCAACAAACGCAGCAGGUGCUGGUAGUCCAUCAAAGGUCUCACUCGCAGCAGCAGCAGCUUCUGCGGCUGCAGCAACAACAGCAGCAGCUGGGAAACAGCGCUGCUUCGUCCGGACCUGCUGUCCAGGCUUGGCCGAGCCACAAGAGGCCCAACAGUUGUGACGGCUAUAUCUCGUCCAAUCAGACGUCUCCGCGAGCUGACUCAGUGGCGGACGUAGGAGAUUCCGAUGGCAGUGAUGCCAAGGGGUUGGAGGGCUCAGUGGCUGGAGGGGGAAGUGGUGAUCUUUCUGCCGCUGCUUCUUCUGCUGCUACAUCUGGAGCAGCAGCAGGAAACCCUGCAGUACGCCGGAUAUCCUCCGCAGUAGGUAUGGGAGCAGCAGGUUCGGGAGGCGCUGGCCGGUCUGGUCCGGGGUCAGGCCCGAUGGUGGUUCGGGGAAGUCGGGUUUUAAGGAAGAUCAGCACCUCUCCAAUGAGAGUCUUACAAGCUGUCAACUUGCCCCCUUCGGGGUCAGCAGCAGCAGGGGCCGCUCCAGGGGCAGUGGUGGGAGCUGCUUGGGCAGAUGGAGGAGGAGUUAUCGGAGGAGGGCGAGGAGGGGGGCUUAUGGGUAAAACACGGGGGGCGAGCAACAGUGUUCCCGUUCCUCCUCCUCCUGCUGCUGCUGCUGCUGCUGCUGCUGCUGCUGCUGCUGCUGCUGCUGCUGCUGCUGCUGCUGCUGGUGGUGGUGGUGGUGGUGGUGGUGGUGGUGGUGGUGGUGGUGGUGGUGGUGGUGGUGGUGGUGGUGGUGGUGGUGGUGCUGCUGCUGCUGCUGCUGCUGCUGGUGCUGCUGCUGCUGGCUCUGCUGUUGCUGGUGGUUCUGCGGGUUCUGCUGCUGCUGGCGGUGGUUCUGGUGGCGGGACAGGGGCAGGGACGCCUCCUAAUGUUCAUGACUCGGUGGCUCGUAGCGACAGCAGCAGGAGCGAGGAGCAGAAGAUGCCAAGACAAGCAGGCCCUCCCACAGGUGGUGCGGCUGUCACGAGUGCAGAGGUCACGAAGGUGAUGAAUCGUGCAGGUGUCGGUGAUACUGAUGCCGCUGCUGGCGCUGCUGGUGCAGCUACAGGUUCAGAAAGAGGAGGAGUGGGGAAGAGAGGAGGAGGGGGAGGAGAAGGAGGAGGGCAAGCAGGAGGGGCGGAGAAUGUAGGAAAGCAAGGUGGCAUUGUAGCUGCAGCAUCAAAUGAAUCAGCCGCAAUGGUUGGAGCUGCCACGGGGGCAAGUGCAGGAGCAGCAGUGGGGGGAACAGCAGGCACAGGUGGGUCUGGUAUGGUAAUGCAGAUGCCUCUGCCACAUCUGGCCGGGGGAGUAGCAGCAGGGUCUGCUGCUGGUGCUGGUGCAUUAGGGUUUGGGAUGUAUGGAGGGGGUACUGCUGGUGCGGGUGCAGCAGGGGCAGGGAGGGGAGGUGGUGGUAGUGGUGCUGGUGCUGGUGAUAUGAACAACCCCUUUCACCGCUCCACGUCCCUUGGUGUCUCAGAAGGCCGGCUAAUGGCCAGAGCAGCAGCGUAUGGAGGUGCCAUGAUGCGCCCUCCCAUGCACGCCAUGCCCAUGCCUGCUCAUGCCGCCGCUGCUGGUGGAGCAUUGGGACCAGCCGCUGGUUCUGCUGCUCCUGGAAUGGCUGCUGCUGCAGCAGCAGCAGCAGCGCCAGGAGGAGCGUUCUGGCAGCGGUCUAUGUCUUCCGCGCAUCAGCACAUGCACGCGAUGCAGUAUGGCCAUUUGCCUGUGCCGCUGGGUCCUCUUGGCUUCCCCACGGGCCAUUCUGCUGCGUCAUUACUGCGCCAUGGUAGUGGUCAGUUAUUCCAGCCAUACCCUGUAGGGGCGUUCGUACCACCCGGUACCUCUGCUGCUGCUGCUAAUCCUUCUGCUGCUAAUGCCGCCGCCGCAGCUGCUGCUGCUGGUGCUGGUGGUGCCGCUGCAGCUUCUGGCACUGGUUCGGCAGCAGCGGGCCAUUCUGAAGCACCAGGGCAUACAGCCAACCAUGUGCAGCCACCCUCCGGCACCUCUGCUGCUGCAGCAGCCAUGACACAAGGCCUGGCUUGGCAAACCGCGUCUCAAGCCGCUCCUGCUGCUGGUGGUGCUGGUGGCGGUGCUGCUGCUGCUGGUGGUGCUGGUGCUGGUGCUCCGAAUGCUGCAUCUGAGGCAUGGGGAAGGAGCAGCACGAUAGGAGCAUCAAGGCAUGGCUUCAGUUCCGCACACUUGCCGCGUGGCAUGGGUGCGAUGGGUUACGGGGCAGGUGCGGGCAUGAACGCGAACAUGAAUAUGGGCAUGGGCAUGGGCAUGGGUGGCAUGGGGAUGGGCAUGGGCAAUGGCAUGAAUCUGGCUCGGUCCAUGAGCAUGGAUCCAAUACAAAAGGCCAAAUGGAAGCAAGGCCUGAGGCUGAACAUUCCCAAGGAUGGCAGUGACGAUGAUGGGGAGGGGGGCAAGGCUGCCAUGGGAGGGGCAGCAGCAGCAGCCCAUGCAGCAGCGUCGGCUGGAAGAGCAGCGGCGGCCGCAUCAGCAGUCGCAGAAACGCAGGCAGCAUCCGCAGCAGCGCGGGGAAGAACUGCGGACACAGCUGCAGGAGAAGGAGCAGGAGCAGGAGCAGGAGGAGGAGGUAGAGGAGGAGGGGGAGCACGAGGCAGUAUAUUCAAGGAUCCUGCAAUCAUCCAACGGCUGGGGGGACUCGCAUCAGGAAGCUCUGCAGCGGCGGCGGGGGGUGGGAGGGGAGGGGUGCAGUUGUUGGGCGUUGGGGGGGAUGGGAACCGGUUGCUGUCACGUGCUCAGAGCUGCAGUGUUGCAGAGCUGGACUUGAUGCCUCCGGAGCUCAUGAAAACCAUGUCGUUCCAUGCGCAUAGUGGCCAGGGCAAGGAGUUUUUCCUCCGCCAAGUCACGCUUCCCACACAGCGCACGUCUGCUGCUGAUGAGGUUUCUUCUUCUGCUGUUGCAGGGCCUGCUGCGUCUUUUGAUGCGCCUCGAAAGGCCUCUGCUGCGGGACCUGCUGCGUCCGCUGUGUCUGGUGCUGCUGAUAGUCGUGCUGGGGGAAGGGUGGUCAAAGCAACUAGAUCAGCCAGUAGUGGUGGUGGUGGUGAUGGUGGUGGUGGUGGGGUCAGCAGUGGUGGUGCUAGGACCGUUGCUGCCCCUGCUGCUCCUGCUGGGAAAGCAGCACUACCUGCUGGCACGGUAUCAUCAUCUGGAGCUGCAGCAAACAAGGGCCAAGCGAGCUUAAGAAUGAGGAAAAGUGGCAGCAUUACUGGUAGUAGUAGCAACCAGGGAGGCGGCAGUAAUCGCGAGGGUGGAGGCAGCAGCAGCGCUUUGAAGAGAGCGGAAGGCCAGAACUUUGGGAGAAUCGAGCAGCAGAGGAUGGUUAAAGGGGGAGAAAUAAGGAGGAAAGAGGGAGGCGAGAGAAUGAGGAGGGAUGGAAGUGAGGGGAGAAGUGAAGCUGGAGAGAGUAGGGCAAGAAGCGCAGGCUUCGUACCUGCCUUACCUGCUGAGUCUUCCUCCUCUUUCUCCCCUUCUUCAACAUGCUCCAGUCCCCCUCCUUCUGCACGCAGGGGGAGGAGUGUGAUUGUCGAUCCAGAGGGGAGAGACAGGAGAGGGAUGAGGGAGAAAGCAGUCGGGGCGGUGUCUGGAGUAAGCAGCUCUCUAGGGCAGGCUUUGAGGGGAGGGAGGAGAGGGGCAGGUGGAGCGACAGGGAGGGCUGCAGCAGGCGGUGGAGGCGGAAUUGGUGUUCAGAAUAGAGUGGCAGGAAGGGGAGGUGAGGUGGGUGGGAGAGAUAGGCCUUCUGUAGAGGACACUGCGUCUUCAUCUUUUCAGUCUGAUUACGGUGAUGAGGACGAGCUGGAGGAAGGUGAGGUGCAGGAUGAGGGGAUGAGUGUGGAGGACAAUGGUAGUGAUGAUGAUGGGAGAUAUGAAGAUUUAGAAGCUGCAGGGGAGGAUGAUGGGGAUGAGGAGGAUGGAGAAGAGGGUGAUGAUGCUGAAGGAAGUGAUGGUGCGGAAGAAUGGGAGGGAGAGGGAAGUAACAGUGAAGCCUCCGCCAACCUCCUUUCCAACCCCAGUUUUGAGGGCGGCAGCUGGGACAACUACGGCAGCGCCGUCACUUCCGCCUGCUUCCCCCCUUCCGCCUCUGCUGCCCCCUCCGGCCCUCUCCUGGGCACAUGCGGAAUCCGCCUCGCGCCCUCCUGCUCAUCUUCUCCAGGUGACUCCUGCUGGGGCGCCCUGGGUCAGGUGGUUCCAACAGAGCCAGGUGCCGUGUACCAGCUGCAGUUUUACUUUACUGUUCCAGCACCCUCCUCCUCCUCUUCCUCUUCCUCUUCCUCCUCUUCCUCCUCCCUCUACACGCCACCGUUCGAGCUUCAAGUGAAGAUCAGCGGAGCACCAGUGCUCUUCACAUCCGAUUUUACCACCGCCACAACUGACACUAGCAGCAGCAGCCAGAGCAGCGUGGGAGGGUUGGUGCCGGGGCGAUUCGCCAUGGGGUCUGUGCUGUUUGCUGCGGCGGGGACAGGCAAUACGAGCAUUGUGUUCCAAGUCAACAACACGGCCUUCAGCGCUAUCAUUGAUGCUGCUGUGCUCACCAGAAUCUACCAGAAUGUGACGUCCCUCUUCUCGUUCCCAGCUCCUCCCUCCUCCUCUCCUCCUCCCCCGUCCCCCUCCUCCUCCUUCAUCUUUUCCGGCUCUGCUUCACCCAGCCCUGUCUUUGCAACCAGCCCCACCUCUUUGCGCCUCACACCACCCAUUGCUGCCGCUGCCUCUCCCACCGAUUCGGGCGCUGGUAACACUGGUGGUGGUGACACUAGCGGUGGUAGUAACCCAGCAGGCAGUGAGGAGAACUACUUUCUCCUUUCCACUGGCGCCGCUUUCUUCCCCUUGCCUCUGGACCUUCUCUCUCUCCCACCCGGCCCCCCUUCCUCCUCUUCUUCCUCCUCCUCUGCUUGCGCAUCAAACUCCUUUCUUUCAUCCUUCACUUUCACCGCACUCCCUACUACCGCCUCCUCCUCCUCCUCUCCCACGCCCGUGCCCUCUGGUGCACUUUCCUUCACUCUCUCCUCUACGCCUACAACUGGAUCAGGAGCAUCCUCCCUUGCAUUUGCACGCAUGUGCCACGGCCCACCCCCUGCUCCGCCUUCUUUCUCCUCCCCUCCACCCCCUGCCUCCUCCUCCUCCGCCUCCUCACCUUCAUCGUCCCCUGGGCUCCCUUUCCUAGCUCCUGGGAACGUGUCCAUUAUGCCGUGCCUUCCAAGCGUCGCUGUCCUCCUGAAUAGCUGGCAGGAUAUAUCCCUUGCUGACAGCAGCAGCAGCAGCAGCAGCAGCAGCAGCAGCAGCAGCAGCAGCAGCAGCAGCAGCAGCAGCAGCAGCAAUGGCAGCAGCAGUGAUGGUGCUGGUGGCAGUGCCAAUGCUCAAGAAACCGUAGGCCUGGCUUUCAACUUCGAUGCGAACCCUCUCUUUUCAACGCCUGCCACGGACCUACUUGCUGCUGCAGCAACUACCAGCAGCAGCAGCAGCAGCAGCAGCAGCACGUUUCUCGACGGACAGCCGCACACAGUCACAGUUGAGUACUGUGCCCCUACACGCACUCUCUCUGUCGCCCUCUUCUCUCUCCCUUCUCCGACCGAUCCUUCCUCCACCACCGAUCCUACUGCCUCCUGCCCUCUCUCACAGUACGUCGCCUCUACCAGCAGCAGCAGUGGUAGCAGCACAGGUGGCGUUUUCCAAGCACCGCUGGACCUCUGUACUGCUCUGUGGCCUGACACUCUCAGCAGUGCCAGUGGCAGCAGCAGUGGCGCAUGGCCGUUCUAUGCUGGUCUGGCGGCAACAGCAGUGGGGUUCGAGUAUCAGAUCUCCCAAUGGAGUUUCCAAGCUUUUCCACAACAGCAAGGCGCCCCCCCAGGCCCACCCGCAGGAGCCCCUCCGGUGACCUCUACUCCAGCAGGCACAGCGUGGGGUGCGAUCAGCAACGGAGGCUUCGAGUCUGUGCUGCUGCGCCCCUCACACUCCCUCACUGCACCGGACUCCACCUCUCUCCCUUACUGGCGCCUCACUCAAGGCAACGUGUCCGUCCUCGUGACACCCCCUCCUUCCUCCUCCUCCUCCCCCUCCUCCUCCUCAUCGUUGUCAUCCGAUUCUUCCACUUCUCCUUCCUCCUCCUCCCCCACCCCUGUUGACGGGUGGCUCCCAGGGGCCAAUAUCCCCCUGCGGCCCCUCAUUGGCUCAUCCAGUCUCGUCCUCCUCAGCUGCCCAAAUAUUUUUUUCCUCGGGCAGGCAUGGCCCGGGGCAGAGUGCACGUCGGGCAGCGUAGAGCAAGAAAUAAUAGUUUCAUCCGGGCAGCAGUAUAACCUGACCCUAUCAGUGUUUGGCACUCCUGGGGCGUCAGUUGAGGUGCAAGUCAAGGGGAAUGGCGUGGUGGAGGGAAGCACAGGAGGAGAGAUUGGCUUAUUCAAAACACUCACCCUGCAAUGUUCAGAUACCGUUAUCCCCUCUCCAUCCUCAUCAUCUUCCUCUUCCUCCUCUUCUUCCUCCUCUUCCUCCUCUUCCUCCUCUUCCUCCUCCUCGUCUUCGUCCCCUUCUCCCUCUCCCUCAACCCCUCCUUCCACAGAGUGUAAUGCCUCCACUGUAGUAUACAUCCAAUCCUCCUUCUCCCUCACUCCCUCUUCCACUUCAGCCACUGUCACCCUCACGCCUUUACCUCCACCAGCCGCCUCUUCAGCAGGUGGGGAAGGAAGCAGCAACAGCAGCAUCCAAGCUAGCAGUAGCAGUACCAGCAGUGUUACCGGCAGCAGCAGCAGCAGUGAGCGCACGUUCUUUGUUGCAGUUGACGGCGUUUCACUCCUGCCCAUCUCCUCCAAUGCAGCCGAUGCAACAGCCGGUGCAGCAGAAAGUGCAGCAAAUGCACCAGGGUCAGGAGGAGGAGGGGGGGAGAGCAGCGGAGGGAGUGGAGGGGGGGUGAGUCCGUGGGCGAUCGGUGUGAUCAUACUGGCAGCCCUCUUUGCGUCCUCCUGCAUUGGCUGCAUUUACUUCUGGAUCCAAGCGCGACGCAGCUCCCACAUCUUAACCUGGGAAGACACGGGAAUAGGCCAAGCCAAGGCGUUCCAAAUAUUCAAGCUCUCAGAGAUGCAGAGAGCAACAGACAAUUUCGCCCCGCGCCUGCUCCUUCCAGACGGCGCCCCUCCUGCUGAUGCCACCCCCACCACUCCCACUUCUGCUGCUGCUGCGGCGGCUGCUGCGGCUGCGGCUGUGGCUGCUGCGGCGGUUGGGGGCGUGGCUGCUACUGUUGGUGCUGUUGCCGGGGCAGCAGCACGCACGCCAAAAGGAAACGCUGAGAGACAUUGGCCCAGUAAUGCUGAUGGUGCUGCUGGUGCUGCUGUGACUGCUGGUGCUGCUACCACUGCUGCUGGUAAUGCUUCUUCUGGUGGUAGUGGUCGCGAUGCGUUUGUGGUUGGUGGCGGAGCAGGGGUGGGGGGCACAGGGGGGGCAUAUGGAGAUAUGUACACUGCGAGAGGACCAACCGGGCAGAUGUGGGCCGUGAAGCGAUACAAGCAGGUGGAGUGGGGGCUAUCAUUCCUGGAGGAGGUUGGUGUGGUGGCCAGGGCACAGCACAAGAGCGUGGUGCGCAUCCUGGGGGCGUGCCAUGAAGGGCUGGAGCGCCUAGUAGUCUACGAGCACCUUCCCCCGCGCUCGUCCCUCUUCCACCGCUUGCACCGGUGCCGUGAUGAUGUUCUGUCGCUGGAGCAGCGGCUGAGGGUUGCUGUGGAGGUGGCCGAGGGGCUGUGCUUUCUGCACUCGCAGCGCCCGCCGAUCGUGCACCGGAAUCUGAAGCCCGGGAAUAUCAUGGUGUCCGCAUCUGGGAUGCAGGCGAAGUUGGCGGAUCUGUGCUUUGCGCGGCUGUCCAGUGAGCGGCGCGGCAGCGUGGUGCCGAGAAGGGCGCAGGAAGAGGGGUAUGUGGACCCGGAGGUGGUGCUCAUGCCGCACCAGGCGCCACACACCAAGUCAGACGUCUUCAGCUAUGGCGUGGUGCUGCUGGAGCUGCUGACGGGGCGCCUGGCCAUCAUGCCUGACCAGGACGACCCCCACCAGCGUCUCAACAUCACUGACUGGGCCGUCCAUUACAUCAAGGAGCACGAGGUGCAUCUGAUCACAGACCCACGCAUCGCCAUCCCAGCUCACCUACAGGCCUUCCAGGCACUGGGAGAGCUAGCAGUGGACUGCGUCAAGAUGCCGUCCCUGCGCCGCCCUAGCAUGCCCACCGUACUGCGCCGUCUGCUAGUGAUUAUCAAGCGCCGCUUCAGCCUGCGGGGGACUCCGCCCCCCGAUCCCACCUUCAGUGGGUUCUAUGCUGAUGUGGCAGGUGAUGCGACAGAUGCUGCAGGGGGUGGUGCUGGUGGCGGUGCUGCUGCGGCGGCAGCAGCGGCGGCGGCGGCAGCGGCGGGUGGGUGUUUUUUCAGUGGGGAGAUGCUCAACAGCCAGGAUCUAAACGAGGCCUUUUUCAGUGGGGAGAUGAGCGGGGAUCUGAGUGGUGACUAUGUGAGCAGCCAAGCGCACGCCUUUGCCAGUGCUGCUGGUAGCGGCAGUGAAGGUAGGAGUGGUAGUUUCGGCACGGGUGGUGGUUCUGGCGCCCCGAUUCCCGGUCUGUCCGGCGAACUGGUGAGCAGGAGUGCGCUUAAGAGAGGUAGCAGGGCAGCGGAAGGGAGUGGUGGUGGUACUGUUGCUGCAGGAUCGGCUAUCAGUGAGGGGGACGAGGGCGACGGGGUUGGGAGCAGAAGCAGAGGGAGCCGCGGAACAGGGAGUGUUGGAGGCAGUAGUAGCAAGUCUGGCGGUGGUGGUGGUGUUGUUGGAUGUGGAGGAGGAGGAGAAGGAGGAGCAGUGCUGGUCUCUCUUCCUGAGGAUUCGGGUAAAGUUGACAGAUCUAGCGGCAUGGAUAGUGGGGAGGGUGUGGAGGGUGUGGAGAGUGGGAGGUUGGCAUCUGAGCUUGAGUGUGUGGCUCUGGUGGCAAGAGACGCGCCAGGACAAGUGCAGGAGGGAGGAGGAGGCGAUUGUUUAGAUGGAAGUGCUGAUCGUGGUGAUGGUGAUGGUGAUGAGCGUAACGAGGAGGAGGAAAUGGAGUAUGAUUCUGCAACUUCUUCGUCGCUUCCUCUGUCGGUGGGGUCUAGAACACGAGUGAGGAGCCUUGCACCUGCUGCUGCACUGGCACCAUCGCCACUUCUGCGAGUGCUCAGUGGGGAGAUAGCGGGGCCGUCGUCGGCGAGCUUGGCAAGGGGAGUGGGGUAUGAAGGAGCCGUGCAUUCAGGGGAGCUGCGCUCAGGGGACCUGGGCAGUGGGGUGAGCAACAGUGGGGAGAUUCCUUAUAGCUUUGGCAUGAGCGGUCUACGCGGAGGGAAAGAAGGCUUGACUUGA